AAAAUGUAGUUGCAGGAAGAAGGGCAGGCAAGCUCUGCUCUGCCUUGUGGGUGUUGUAGUCUCUCUGCAGGCUCUUUGCCUCGGCAGCAAUAGGAAGCUGGACUCUAAUUCCCAUAUCUCCCACUAGAGUCUCCUGCACAGGCUCAGAGCCCAUAUGCGAGGAGGGGGUGACCACAUUGUGUCUAUUGUAUGUUUUUUCUUCUUUUUUUUUUUAUUUUUUUUUUUUUAAUUUUCCCUUGGCAUUUUUUACCUUUCACAAGAGAUUUAAAUCGGAAGUGAAAAGCAUGGCAGAUGAGCAAGAAAUAAUGUGCAAACUCGAGAGCAUUAAGGAGAUCAGGAAUAAGACUUUGCAGAUGGAAAAGAUAAAGGCACGACUGAAAGCAGAAUUUGAAGCCCUGGAGUCUGAGGAGAGGCAUCUGAAGGAAUAUAAACAGGAAAUGGACCUGCUGCUGCAAGAGAAGAUGGCCCAUGUGGAGGAGCUGCGACUGAUCCACGCUGAUAUUAAUGUGAUGGAGAAUACUAUCAAGCAGUCUGAGAAUGAUCUUAACAAGCUUUUGGAAUCUACUCGUCGCCUGCAUGAGGAAUACAAGCCCCUAAAGGAGCACGUAGAUGCUUUGCGAAUGACUCUGGGAUUGCAGAGGCUGCCAGAUCUAUGUGAGGAGGAGGAAAAACUGUCCCUUGACUACUUUGAAAAGCAGAAGGCAGAAUGGCAGACAGAGCCACAGGAGCCUCCCAUCCCAGAGUCUCUGGCUGCAGCUGCAGCAGCUGCCCAACAGCUGCAAGUGGCUAGAAAACAAGAUACCAGACAGACAGCAACUUUCAGACAACAGCCACCUCCAAUGAAGGCAUGUUUAUCGUGCCACCAACAAAUUCAUCGGAAUGCGCCCAUAUGUCCACUCUGCAAAGCAAAGAGUCGAUCCCGGAAUCCCAAAAAGCCCAAGAGGAAACAGGACGAAUGAAAUGGAGAAGAUUGCCAAGCUGUGUGACCUGUUCCAGUAAUCUUCCAGUAGAACUGCAAAUGUGCCCAGACUUUACUGAAGUGCAGAUUCAAGUGUGACUGUCUUAUUGUCUUCUAUUUAAUGCAAUAUAAGCACAAUGUUCCUGUUCUAAGUUCCUUCUGGUCCUUAGGGUUUGGUUUCAGGAAAGUAAGUAUUACUGGUGCUACAGUUUAACAUUUCAGUUGUUCCAUCUUUUGGACUCCUAAACAAACUGAAAUUCUUUGUGCAAGUCAGGCUAUUUCUGUUGGCCAAAUGUGAUGACCACAAAUGCUUUUAUGUUCUCUCUUUAAAAACCAGAUGUUACUAAAAUUUUUUUUCUAUUUUCUCCUGAUAACAGGAGACUAUUUGAAGUGCUGAAAUAGCAGUCUGUUUGUUUCACUGAAAAACAAACAAUUUGUUUUCCAGGCUGGUAAGACUGCAUAGGUUUGUGUAGCCAGUAGAACUCUUUUAUACAGGAAAUGUUUAGGGGAAACAAGAUAGGUUAUACAGAAAAUCAGUGCAUUAAUGACACACAUGAAUUUUGAUUUACUGGAGUUUGAUUGUACCAUUCCCUGAAACUUGACUUGAAACUUGGAAAGUUGAUGGCUAUGUAUGAAUUUCUAAAAAUUAUGUGAUUUGUUGUGCUUCAGCAUCUUAAUAGGUUAUUAUUUUCAGCAGUCAAAAGACUGACUGACUUAAGAACAAGGCUCAAGUGAACUAUAUUAGAGGUCCUCCUAGGCUCUAUGGCCAACCUGCACAUUGUGGUUCUCUAGGUAACAUGCAUGAAAUAUCCCAGAUGUCUCUGUGCACAGACUGCAGCAUCAGCAAUUCUGCUGUCUUCCUGGCUUCUACAGCCAAAGUCUCCCCUGGCAGACUUAUCCUCCACAGGAGCAUAGGAAAGUUCAGUAACAUGCACGAGGAACAGUGUCAACUAAAAAUUAUGUAUUUCACCGGAACCACUGGGCUUUGGUGUCAUCGUCCUCCCUUAACCAAAACUUUCUAUUUUUGUGUCCCUUAAUAGUCAUUUGCAAGUAAGCUUUACUUCAGGCCAGUGUUUUUCCUGCUCUAUGUGUGCCAAAAGAACCCUGACUAAGGCGUCCAGAGUAGACCCCUCCCUGGAUCCAUGUCUUCACUUUGUUUCACCCAAUGUAACAACAGUUCCUCCAAUGGGGAGGAUGACAGUGACCCACUUACAGAAACAGGGCUUGAAAUUUACUCAUUUCCAAUCCCAUUUUUGUCACUGCCUUCAUUGUCUAAAUUAAUCUUGAGUAUUAAAUAUUCUUUUCACUAACUUCAGGAAGCAGGAACUGCUUGUUCACAUUCUUCUCUCUUUAGCUCAAGUUCUUCUCUACUAUUAUGCUGGAGUAGUUAUAUUGAAAAUUUGGCUUGUUAAACAGGAAGAACAGGGCACUGGCAACUGUAAUAAAUCCACAUAAUGCAUUUUUGCUGGCCAAAUCACAUAUGCCAUCAUUAAUUUCCCAAGUCUGCCACAAAGUACACGAGUGAUUUAUUGAAUAUAGUCCUGUAACUUAUGCCAAGUUCAUGAGGUAUUCUCUCAUUUUAAUGUUUCAUAGCCAUAUGAACAUCUGUCAACAGCAGAGACAGAAUGUGGACCAUGUACCCCUGAAAUUAUGUGAAGAGCAGAUUCUGCUAGCUGAAUUACUGGGAUUUGGUCUCUCUGAGAUAGCAAUAAUGGAAGAUAGUCUGACUCCAUGCUCCAAAUGGCAGUAAUGCAUUAUGCAUGUCUUGUAGCACAGAUAAUGGAUUCUGCUGUUGAGUGUCAGUGGUCACAUGCUGUGUGUCCUGUUCAGAGCAGUUCCUAGCAAGUUGAAGGGAAAACGUACACUAAGAUAAAAGUACGUGGACUCCCCCAAAGUACAUGCAUGAGAGCAGCAUACUUUGAUGGUAGUUGUACAUAAAUUUAAGAAGUAGUGACAAUGGAGCAGGCAAAUGGUCUGCAAUGAAGUAGUGCAAAUAGAAGGAUUGAUUUGUAGUAAUUUUGACUUAGAGUUCUGAAAUAGGGUUAGUCAUGGUUGCUCUCACUCAUUGUUAAUUUACCAGGUUCUUUCUUUCUUGGGGGAUCUCUAAACUGAAGUAUGCUUAAGGAUGCACCACUUAACUGAUUUAGUACAACAGUCUUGUAUUUUUACUUUUUUAAAGUAGUCUCUUGUGCUCUUGUGUUUAAGAAGGUUAGGGGUUUUUUUAAAAAAAGAGUACUGUGUUUGCAUCAAUGAUGUACUAGUAUUUAGAGAUUUGUUUGCACAUCCUUUACGAAGUUCUGCCAUAUGAAUAGCAUGCAUUGCUGAAAACAAGCAUAACUGAAGAUGAGUCAGCAGUGCCCUGGCAGCCAGAAGGGCCAGCUGUGUCCUGGGGUGCGUCAGGACAGCAUCACCAGCUGGUCAAGAGUGCUGAUUGUCUCACUCUACACUGCACUGGUGAGGCCUUGAGUGCUGUGUGCAGUUUUGGAUGCCUCAGUGCAAGAAGAACAUCAGACUAUUUAUAGUGUUCCGGAGGAGGAGGGUGACCAAGAUUGCAAAAGGUCUCAAGGACAAGACCUCUGAGGAGCGGCUCAAGUCACUUGGCUGGUUCAGUUUUGAGCAGAGAAGGCUGGAGGGUGUCUUCAUCACAGCCUACAGGUUCCUCAAGGGGGAAGCAGAGGAGGAGGUGCUGAUCUCCACCUUCUGAUGACCAGCCACGGGACAUGAGGAAAUAGAGUGAAGCUGCAUUAGGGGAAGUUCAGAUUGGACAUUAGGAAAAGGCUCUUCUUUAGGAGAGUGGUUGGUCCCUGGUACAGUGACCCAGGGAAGUGGUCGAGGCACUAAGCCUGUCAGAGUUCAAGGAGCACGUGGAUGACACUCUUAGUCAUAGAGUUUAAUGCCAGGUAGUCCUGCAAGGAGUGGGGGAUUGGACUUGAUGAUCCUUAUGGGUCCCUUCGAAUGUGAGAUGACCCUAACUAUUUCAAGGAGACAGAAUAUGUAUUAUGUAUUAAGGGAUCAUGGGGGUGGGAGCAGGGAGGGAGGUAGUGUCUUUCAUAAGGCAAGAGUAUUCUUUUCUCUCACAGAAUAAUGACAUAAGUUUAAGUGAAGAGCUCUUCUUGUGACAGCCCUGGGCUCUUUUCUCCCAGGCAAAUUUCUUCAGAGACUAGAGGAAUAAUUAUGAAAUAUUGAUUUCUUCUUUUUUAGACAGAGGAGGAAGCUGUCUGAAGUACAGUUCUCACCACAAGUCUACUGCUUUUUUGCUCCAUGAAUUUUUUUACUCUUCUUUUGUAGCUAAGGUCUUUGUGGAUACUUCUUUGUUUGGCUUAAAUUUAUUCUAACUUGGGUUCAAUUCUCUUAAUAGUCACAAUGAGACCUUCCACAAAGCUUGCAAGACUUUUAUAUUUACUAAAAUCUGGUUUAACCCUGUCUUUAUCAUUCCUUUUUUAAAUGGGUAUUAAAGUGACAACAAAAUAACUGGAUCCUCUUGGUACAGAUGGUUUUCCAGGAUCUCCUCCUGAUUCCUCACUUGCCUCAAAUGAUAGUCCUGUUGUUCUGCAACCAGACACCACAAAAACCCCCCAAACAAAACAACAAAAUAAACCCCAAAAAAACCCCAAGGCUUUUCACCCUGCCACCACUUUGAGCUCAUGGUAAUAGGAUGUGAACACUGUACUGUGUCUAAAUACUUUGUUAUAGAAAUUUUCAUACCCAAGCUGAGAUACAUCAGUUUUUUAAACUUUGGUGCCAAGGACCCCACUAACUAUAGAGAAAAUACUAAGGCGAAUUUUAAUACUUGCACUUCCUGAAUUCCACAUUCACUUUCUAAACACGACCUGACCUAACCUGACAGUGGCUUCAAGUUACAGAAACUAAAUUUGAAAGAAUAGACAUGGAUGUAUUAUCUAAACAGCAUGCUAUUAAAAAAAGUAAGACUUCACUAGCACUUUAAGUAAAGUGCUUUAUUCCUUUAUUUUGCAGUUUUCAAAUUCCUCCAGCAUAGGUUUACAUUUUAGAAUUUAUGUGUUUUAGCAAUAUCUGGUGUUUUCAUUGGCUUCUGUGUUUUAAAUAUUUUACUCCUGUGCCUUGUGGGAGUAACUGUUUAAUUUGUCUGUACAGUCCUUUUUAAUAAAUGUUUGUUUCAUGUCAUACUUUCUUCCUGCACAUCUGUCAUUUGCUUAUGCUACCAAGAAGCAGCCAUAUCCCAAAUGGUAAGACUCAGCUGUCUUAAUUUUACAGGAUGCAAUUAGCCACAAUUCUGUUAUACCUUUACAGAAACUUUGUGGACAUAAAUAUGCAAAAAGAAAGAUCCCUUCUAAUGAGCUUUAGAAAACAGAAAGGAAAAGGAGAUAGUACAACAGGUUUUAACAUAGCCAAACUUCUCAGUUUUGCCUUCUAAAGUUAAAUUGAAAGCAGCAAUAAAUAUGAUUCUCUCUCCAACUUAAAGAAGAGGAUUGUCUUCUCAAGAGUCCUGCUUUGUCAUUAGGAGAUUAUAUCUACCAGUACUUGCUAGAAGUUGCUUCUCCAUCAGACUGGUGAGCACUCCUUAAUCCAACUCUCUCAGGAAUGCCCACAUAGGCUGUACAGUGCUAGCAAAGGAGGUAACCUACUGCAUGGGAAUGAAAACAGUUUUGAGAAAAAAUGUAAUCCACUGGCAUAGCUGGAUUCAGAGAAGAAUGUCUAUCCCAGACCUCACAGAGCACAGAACCUGAGAUUGGUUAAAUAUAAAGGAAGUAUGAUUUUUUUUUCAUAGGUAAUGUCUUCAAAUACAGAUAAACCACAAAAUCUAACAACUACCCUAAUCUUUCCUUGUACCAUAGUUAUUCCAAGACAAAACAAAUAAUUUUGACUUCUGUUGAUUUUGUUUAGCAAUCUGAAUUGUUCAGAUUUUGAAACAUCCCUCAAUAAUUUCUGUUCAUCCAGAUGCUUUUUUCAGUUCCUUAAUCCUAAUCCCAGCUGUAACAUUACUUAGAACAGUAGUCACAAAGCUAAUACACAUUCAUAGCUUCCUAAGAACUAACUCUGAAAUAUUCCCUAUAACUGACAUCAGCUUCAGUCAUAUUUGCCCAAGCUUAGCAUGAUCCUGCCAUAAAAUGAGCUGCAAAACCCUGGAUCUUCCGCAAUCUAAUAUUAAAGUGUAGCAUUAAAAAUCGUCUAAUAUAUUAUAAUUUAAGG
Molecule: messenger RNA, 6127 nt
Organism: Corapipo altera (White-ruffed manakin)
Lineage: Eukaryota; Metazoa; Chordata; Aves; Passeriformes; Pipridae
Gene: ZC4H2
Product: zinc finger C4H2-type containing
Exons: 5
Coding region: 285-959 (224 amino acids)
Biological process (GO): positive regulation of neuron differentiation
Cellular component (GO): nucleus
Source: RefSeq, a predicted model, not a curated record